AUGCCGGAGGGAAAAUACACCUCCUGGAGCGAGGAGACGCACCAUGAUAUCCUCAUGGCGACCUUCGCAGUGAUGAAGCCGACAGGUGCGCAGUGGAAACUCAUCACUGAGCAGCUGCACGGCCUGGGCUACGGAUUCUCAGCCAAUGCACUCAAGCAGCAUCUGCAGAAGCUUAAGCGAAAGGAGAAGGGCGGCACCCCGAAGAAGGCCACUGCCUCUGCCCCAGCCAAGGGAGGCGCUGCGCCCGCCGCCCGAAAGCGAAAGGCUGCGGAACAGGCUGAAGAUGACGACGACGGCGAAGAUGACGACAUCGUCGAGGUUCCCACGCCGAAGAAGACGCGAGGAAGCAAGGCCAGCGGCAACGCCAACUCUGCCGACCGUCACCAUCUCUGGGAUGAGCAGCCCGGUCCUCCCGAGGAUCUCGAUCGCGGCUAUUAG
This is a messenger RNA of Anthostomella pinea, 438 nucleotides long. The record is from the annotation of a GenBank genome assembly. NCBI's taxonomy places the organism in Eukaryota, Fungi, Ascomycota, Sordariomycetes, Xylariales, Xylariaceae.